AUGUAUGACCUCCUCACUGUUCUCAUGAACUAUUUCAACACUGUUCUCAUGUAUGACAUCCUUACUGUUCUCAUGAACGACCUCCUCACUGUUCUCAUGAACUAUUUCAACACUGUUCUCAUGUAUGACCUCCUCACUGUUCUCAUGAACUAUUUCAACACUGUUCUCAUGUAUGACCUCCUUACUGUUCUCAUGAACGACCUCCUCACUGUUCUCAUGAACUAUUUCAUUAUUGCAUGUAUGACCUCCUCACUGUUCUCAUGA
Messenger RNA from Trichomonas vaginalis G3, 264 nucleotides. RefSeq lists its product as uncharacterized. Lineage: Eukaryota; Parabasalia; Trichomonadida; Trichomonadidae. Bases 1 to 264 code for a protein of 87 amino acids. The record is from RefSeq and is a predicted model, not a curated record. The transcript has a single exon.